AUGAAUAAGCUAACAAACAUACGGCACUGGCCUGAGCGGAUGAGCCCGGCUAACUUUAGCAUGUCCCGAGCGAAUGUGGGCAUGCAAGCGGCAAUCAACCCUCGUCGGGACGUCACAGCCCAGGGUGCUCCUCCGAUACCCGCGCCCCAGGUCCCUGACGGCCCAAUCCACUACUCCUUCAACAUUCCCUUUGCCUCCGACCUUGCCGGCCCCAACACCGAGGAGAUUCUGCACGCUACUACCGAUGCCGUACUCCGGUGGACGCACCCGGAGGAAGCCCCAGACGAUGUCCCGGUCCAUGAGCUGCCUGUGCACGCGAACAACCUCGCUCAGCUGCGCCAGCUCUGCAGAGACAUCACGUCGAAUCCCCUGCCCAUUGAAGCCCACGUCAUCUCGACAACACCAAAGCAUGUCCGUGGUCAGGUCACCACGGUGAUUCUGUCCGGUAUGCCCGAUGUGGUCUACCAGACCCGCGAUACCAUCCUGAACCAGACACCGCUGUCAUUGCGUUGCACAACCGUUGUCGUGGACGGCCAUCUGGUUGCCAAUCUUUCCGAGGGUGUCCUGAAGAAGUCGGUGACAGACUUCUUGGACCACACGUCCGUCUAUUGCGGAGUUGACAUCUUCCUACUGGGCCCCAAGCUUACCCCGCUUGUCGGCGGUCUCAAUGGCGACGUGGAGUUGCGGAGAGACCAGCGUUGGAGGGUCGCCAUAUAUGGUGAUAUCCUGUCCUCUGAACAUGCAAAGACACGUGUGCUCAUCCACAUUGACCAACUCCUUGGGAGGGUUGUCGAUGCAGUGAAGUUCGAUACGUCUUUGCAGCAGGUACUAUGCGGCCGCAACCGCAAAAACAUCAAGCUCAUUGAAUCCGUGACCAACACGGCAAUCUACUUCCCACCGCCGUUUUCGCAGUGCUACCGCUACUGCCCGCCAAAUGCCCAGCGCCGGGAUGCAGCCGAGAUCCUCAUCACGGGCGAGACCCCUCAGGCCAUUGAACAGGCCAAGAUCCGGAUCCACGAUAUCCUCACGCGUAUUAGGAUCUUCGCCAAGGAUGUUACGAUAUCCCCUGCUAAGGUUGACAGCAUCCUGCUUAGUCGAAUGGACAAGGUGCGGAAGAUCAUCGAGUCCAACGGCACCUUCAUCAUGUUCCCGCCGCUCGGCUCCAGGCAGGGUCCGGUCCGCGUUCAGGCUCUGGAAAACUUGCACGUGGAACGCUCUAUUCGGGAGCUCAUGGCCUUGGUCGGCCAGUUCUAUACGGCAUCAUGGAUUUUCAUGCAGCCUGAUACGCGCCAACCGAGUAACCAUGAUAUCAGGACGAUGCUCGGCGAUAUCUGCGCCAACUCGGACGCCGAUGUCAUCUUCGACAGACAGUCCUUCCAUAUCACGGGCUCUGACGAGUCAGUAAAGGCUGCCUUGAUGGUCAUUUCACAGAUCAAAUUCGCCGUGCACCCCCCGUACCAGAUACGGGUAAGGAUCGAACUUGCCAACGAGCACAAGGAGUUUGUGAGUGGGAAGAAGAAUGGCAAGAUCAACAAGAUUAUGGGCCAGAGCAGCGUCCAGAUCAUGUUCGACACCUUUGGAGAAUACAAUUUCAACAUUGAGGUCAUCGGUCAGACGUACGACUCCCUGAAGCAGGGUUUGACCCUGGUCGAACAGGAAAUGCCGGCGUCUAUCUCAUUCCAUGUCCCUGACCAAUACCACAAACGCAUCAUCGGCAUCGGGGGGCAGCAUAUCCAGCGCAUCAUGAAGAAGCAUUCCGUCUUCGUCAAGUUUUCCAAUGCCAUGGAUCGCGGCGGUAUAGGUCGAGAGGACGAUGACAGCCGAGUGGACAACGUCAUAUGUCGCACCCCGGCUCGAAAUGCCCAGAAUCUCGAGCUUGUGAAGAGCGAGAUUCUGGAAAUGGUGGAUAGGGUGGAUUCCGAGUUCACCUCUCAGGUUGUCAGUGUCGACCGGCUUUAUCAUCGCCAGCUCCUUACUCGCCUCUCCGAGAUUGAAGAGUUAGAGAGGACUUGGAAUUGCAAGAUUGUCUUCCCGAGCACUGAGCAAGCGAGCGAUGAAGUGACCGUAACUGGACCUCAGUGGCUGGUGCCCAAGUUUAUAGACGAGUUUCUGGGCAUGGUUCCCGACAAGCAUGAGGUAGUCAUGGAGCGCUCAUCCCCGCUGAUCAAGUUCCUCGAGUCGCCCGACUUCGCUCAAAGCAUUGUGCCAAAAUUGAAGACGCAGUACGAAGUUGAAGUUACGGUGCACGAGAACCCCGAUGAGCGUACCGAAAACGAUACGCCUACGGUCACUCUGUUGUGGACGUUCACGCGCAACAACGCCGGCGGCCUUCGCGACGCUAUGGAUUUCCUCCAAACCCAGCUUGCCACUGCUGGAGUCGAGCCGGAGAUUAUCAAGGGCUCCAUUCCUCGUCCGAAGUCGGACACGUUCGAGGACUCGCUCUUGUAUUUCAAUUCGAAGCUCCUUCAGCAUGUACCUGCUCCGUUGACCACCGACUCUCCAACCAAGCCUUCUUUCGGCGAUGAGGUUGCCCGCGAGCGGAGCAACAUUUUGGCUUGCCUGCGCAAGCCAGGCAGCAUGUCAUCGAUCUCCUCGUUCCUGGACCGCAGGAAGAACAGUUCGCAGUCUGCUGCCAACUUCUUCAAGGGCUCCAGUAACGUGUCCAAAUCGUCACUCAUCUCCAUCGAGUCCACCCGCAGCUUCAAUGCAGACCGAAACCCAUGGAAUGACAGCGGCAUCAACCUCCCCGACGAUGACAACAAUCCCUGGUCCACGGGCCACACUUAUGGCAAUGGUGUCGACAAGCUGGCUGUCCCGCAGCCCGGCGAUGCCACGCCUCGCCAUCAUGCUCGCCAGUCUGCCGACAGCGGGCGCCCUUCCACAUCUCAUUCAACCAAUUCAGGAUACCCCGGCCCUCUCCCAGGGCCAUUUCGUUGA
Canariomyces notabilis is the source of this 2937-nucleotide messenger RNA. Its product is annotated as KH RNA-binding domain-containing protein. The coding region runs from base 1 to 2937 and encodes 978 amino acids. Gene Ontology annotation, cellular component: cytoplasm. Gene Ontology annotation, molecular function: RNA binding. The record is from RefSeq and is a predicted model, not a curated record. The transcript is spliced from 7 exons. NCBI's taxonomy places the organism in Eukaryota, Fungi, Ascomycota, Sordariomycetes, Sordariales, Chaetomiaceae.